AUGAAUCAACUCCAACUUCGCAACGUCUACGACGGGUAUCUGUUUUUCAGAGCCGAUCCUCUCCCACAGCAGAGUGCGACAUGGGCUCGGGUAGAGCGCACUCAAAUGGAUUUUACCCAACCUGAACUCUAUAGUAUGAUCUACGAUCGAGCUUUCGAGAUUUCCGCGGCAAGCCAGUAUCAGGCUCUGUCAGAUGAGCGGCGUGCCCAUGUAAAUCAGCUGAUUCAUGAUCGACGGCACCAAGACUCCUCUGGCGAGUGGAGUUGUGCCUAUGCUAAAGAACACAGAAGGUUUAUCAAUGACCGAGAUACUCUUGAGCGUGACGAUGACGCUGUUUCAAUGACAGUAAUACUCAUGCAAAGGCCAUGGACUCCCAAAGCCUACCCGAGAACCCCGAUGGGGGCACUAUGGGAGCGUUGCAACAGUGCCUGGUUUUCCAGCCAGGCACACGCUUCCUCACAGCUAUGCUAUGGGCAAUGUGUACCAAGAGCCCAGGCUAUCGUCGAUGCAGGAGCGAGCCAGCAUGGCCUGCCUGCGAAAAGCGCUUUCCGACCGUUAGCCCAGAAUGAUGAAUCGAUCCUCUCUGCCCGAAGGGAACUCCGUGCGGAACUCCAUGCUAAAGACCCGUGA
Penicillium cosmopolitanum is the source of this 630-nucleotide messenger RNA. RefSeq lists its product as uncharacterized. The record is from RefSeq and is a predicted model, not a curated record. The transcript is spliced from 3 exons. The coding region runs from base 1 to 630 and encodes 209 amino acids. NCBI's taxonomy places the organism in Eukaryota, Fungi, Ascomycota, Eurotiomycetes, Eurotiales, Aspergillaceae.